AUGUUACGCUCGUUGUUGUCGCUGGGCCGGGCCCCCAACUACCUUUUCCCCAAGGUAGAUCCCGCGCAGGACGGCCCCGAAUGCCUCAGAGACUGCGCCGACUGCACAACGCAGUUCCCGGACAAAGUAAAAGUCGAAACCUCAAGACCGCUAUAUGGCCAAAUUAAAGAGUUUCACUCGCACGUCCUGGUUGCGACGGGGCGGUCGGACUGGAAGGAAAAGGUCGGACAGGAAAAGGGCAGUCUGAUGGAGGCGUUUGAGCAGCCCUUGGCCAAGUCAAAUCUCGGCCGUAUCAUGGUCUCAGCAUCCAACAUUCAGGCCCCGGACCACUCAGGCACCGAGGACUCAAAUGCGCCUACAACAGUGCUCAUUCUCCCAUCAUUUACCUUCGUGGACUCUGUGUCACAAGCAGAUGUCCCCGAUUUGAUAAGUCGAUACAUUGACAACCAAGAUGAAAAGAUUGCCAAUGGUAUUUCUACACCUGCCGUAGGGAUGAAUGCCCGGCCCUGCGACCUGGACUACGUGGUUCUACUGUGCUCGCAUCGACGACGAGAUGCGCGCUGCGGCAUCACAGCGCCGCUGAUCAAACGUGAACUCGAACGGCAUCUUCGCCCACUGAGCUUGGAUCGCGAUGCAGAUGAUUCGCGGCCUGGUGGUGUGGGCAUUUUCUUUGUUUCGCAUGUGGGCGGGCACAAGUUUUCUGCUAAUGUGCUUGUUUAUCGGAAGAAAGAGCAGCAGAUGAUUUGGCUUGCGCGUGUGCGGCCGGAGCAUUGUGAGGGUCUGGUGAAGUACACGAUCUUGGAGGGAAAGGUGGUUCAUCCUGAGUCUCAGUUGAGGGGCGGCUUUGAUAGGGUGCGGGGCCUAACGAGCUGGUGA
This is a messenger RNA of Penicillium cinerascens, 876 nucleotides long. RefSeq names its product sucrase/ferredoxin-like domain-containing protein. The coding region runs from base 1 to 876 and encodes 291 amino acids. The record is from RefSeq and is a predicted model, not a curated record. NCBI's taxonomy places the organism in Eukaryota, Fungi, Ascomycota, Eurotiomycetes, Eurotiales, Aspergillaceae. The transcript has 2 exons.